This is a messenger RNA of Nelumbo nucifera (sacred lotus), 2352 nucleotides long. RefSeq lists its product as uncharacterized. Gene Ontology annotation, molecular function: protein binding. NCBI's taxonomy places the organism in Eukaryota, Viridiplantae, Streptophyta, Magnoliopsida, Proteales, Nelumbonaceae. The record is from RefSeq and is a predicted model, not a curated record.
CAAAAGAUGAAAAGCUUCUUCCGUCCACUUGGACAGGAGACCACCGCAAUUCAACGGUGAAUUGUGAAAGCUAACGCUUUGUUCUAUUUUCAAGCCAAUAACCAACGAACACGGUAGGAUUAACUCGAUUUGUUCAGUGUGAUCGCUCUCGCUCGCACGAUUAUUUCAACAACUUCGAAUUCGUAUUGUCAUCGUUGUCCGUUGAUGAAAACAUCACAAUUCAAUGCAAUUUCGCAAUAGAGUCUAUACAAGGUUCAAGAGGGUCAAGAGUGCUCCCAUUGCGCCACCUGCUCAAAUUUUUUCGUUCCUCUCAUUUCAAUGCUAACUUGCGCAGUGUGGUUUUCUCCUUUUUAAAUCAAUUGCUGCUGCUGGUGGCUGGCUUUUCACAGUUGAUGCUUCCAAGCCCACAACAGAUCACGAAACGAGCUGAGCAAAUCGGUUGACAUUGCCAGAUUGGUGAUUAAUUAACGAGAGAAAUAAAAGAGAAAGAAUGGAGCCUGAAUCCCAACCUUCAACAUUUCUAGGGUUGUCAGUUCUUCCGAUUUCUAUACUUUCAAUUGUGCUCGGAGGUCUUCUUGUUCUCUUGUUCUUCGGUGAUUACUUCAAGAGGAAAAGAUCCGAAGUUCAGACCAUUGCGAAACCUGAACCGAAUGCGGCGCAGAAGCCUUCAAAGCCUACCCAGCCAAUAUCGAAGAAACUACACUCGAAAUCUCACUCGCAUGCUACUGAAAAGUUUCAGGAUCAAAGCAAACGUCAUCAUCCAUUGGAUGUGAAUACUCUGAAAGGUCAUGGUGAUUCAGUCACUGGUCUAUGCUUCUCAUCCGAUGGCCGGAACUUGGCGACGGUUUGUGCAGAUGGAGUGGUUAGGGUGUUUAAGUUGGAUGAUGCUUCAAGUAAAAGCUUCAAGUUUUUGAGAAUUAACUUGCCUGUUGGAAGUCAUCCAACUGCAGUUGUCUUUUCCAAUGGAGCAUCAUCUUUGGUUGUGGCUGCACAAACUCUUUCUGGUUCUUCUUUAUAUAUGUAUGAAGAAGGAAAUGUGAAAACUGCUAGUGAAACUAAGCAGCAAUCCAAGCUACCCCUCCCAGAAAUUAAAUGGGAGCAUCACAAAGUCCAUGAUAAAAGGGCUAUCCUGACUCUGGUUGGAACUAGUGCAACUUAUGGCACUGCGGAUGGGAGUACAAUUAUUGCAUCGUGUUCAGAAGGUACUGAUAUUAUACUUUGGCAUGCAAUGAGUGGGAAGAUAUUUGGGAAUGUUGACACAAAUCAGCUCAAAAACAACAUGGCUACUAUAUCUCCAAAUGGACGUUUUAUUGCUGCUGCAGCAUUUACUGCAGAUGUGAAAGUUUGGGAGAUUGUAUAUUCAAAGGAUGGUUCAGUUAAGGAGGUUUUGAAAGUUAUGCAACUGAAAGGGCAUAAGAGUGCAGUUACUUGGUUGUGCUUUUCUUCAAAUUCAGAACAAAUUAUUACAGCAUCAAAAGAUGGUUCAAUAAGAGUGUGGAAUAUUAACGUUCGUUAUCAUCUUGAUGAGGAUCCAAAGACUUUGAAGGUUUUCCCAAUACCACUUCAUGAUUCAAAGGGGUCCACCUUGCACUAUGAUCGUAUGAGUAUCUCACCUGAUGGAAAGAUACUAGCAGCCACCCAUGGUUCUACAGUGCAGUGGCUAUGUGCUGAAACAGGAAAAGUCCUGGAUACAGCUGAUAGUGCACAUGAUGGUGAUAUCACAGGUAUCGCAUGGGCACCAAAAAGCAUUAUAAUGGCGGGUACAUCUUCAACAAUUUUAGCAACAGCUGGUGCUGACAAGAAAGUGAAGCUUUGGGUGGCUCCACCCCUCCAUCCAUCCUAGGGAAUGGAAUCUCUAGAUGCAUUGCAAUCAACGGAAAGAACAAGCGAAUCUGGACAUACAUAUACUUCAUGAGAUUGUGUCCUACCCUUGCCCAAGUGUCAUUACACCCGUAAAGCAGAAGGAUACGAGUAAAUGUAUUGACCUCGUUCGCACUUGGUCAAGUUUUUUUGAAAGAUCUUGAUGAUUAGGCAACUUUGGUAAAAGUAACAUCCAGAUUCCAACAGUGGUCUCACAUCAAUUGAUGAACUUGAGUUUUUUUUUUUUUAUGUGAUAAAAAUGAACAAGAUUACAUAAUAGUGUCGUAUUACUCGUCGACUCUGUAUGUCCUCGUGCUUUGCUAAUUAAUUGAUACUCAUUUUUGUUUUAGUGCCGAGUCAGUCAGUUGCCUCAGAAUAGACAAAACUGAGGUGAUUGGAUUCUUUUCGGUAGUUGGUAGCAUGGAAGUACUAUACAGGCCGUGUAUGAUGUAUCGACUAAAAGCUUCCAAUUUUAUGGUGUUAACUUUUGAA